GUUGUUGUUGCGGCUCAUCUUGACUGUGAUUCCCGCCAAACACACAACCACAUACACACACGAGACAGCCAGGACUGCCUUGCUUGGACGUGGAGCACUUCGUCUGCUCGCCCUCAACCACCGGCACCAACCACCGGCACCACCUAUCUAUCUUCAAGCAAGCAAGCAAGGAAGCACACCAGGAGGACGCCAUGCCGCGGUCGGCAAAGAAGAAGAAGCAGGCUGAUGCUGACCACCCGCUGUAUGGGGUGGUGGCCUUUAUCGACGUGCACUGCGAAGGUGCGGAGAGCAAGGCCGUCAUCCAGUCCAAGAUCCAGGAGCUUGGCGGCCGCGUCGUCGCCUCCUUCUCCAAGACCGUCACCCACGUCGUGUUCAAGGACGGGAAGAAGUCGACGCUGAGCAAGGCUGUUGCCCGGCCCGAGGUGCGGCUGGUCAGUGUCAUGUGGGUGGAAGAGUGCAGCAAGCAGCGCCAGCGCGUGGACGAGGCGCCCUUCCUUGUCGAUCCAGAGACCACCCCACCGGCAUCCAAGCGCUCCAAGUCCAUGAAGCCGCAGGCCAUUGGCAGCACCGCCACCAGCGCCCAGUCCACCCCAAAGGCGCCCGCCAGCAAGGUCCUUUGCGAAGACACGCAGGCCUUUGACGACGACGACGACGACGACGACGACGACGAGCAAGUGGGCGACAGCGCUGCAGCAACCAAAGCCACGACGACCACGGGCGGUGGCAAGGCGGCACCAUCGACAGCAGCAUCGGUUGUUGUGCCGGAGAGCCCAAUGGCCUCUGGUGUUCCCGCAACGCCAGCCCACGGCAACGGCAGCAACGGCGGUGUUGAUGAGGAGGAGCACGCGUCGCCGGCGAUUCCGCGGCAGCCGUCGCUCGUGUUUGACUCGCCAAACAUGGAGGACAGCAGCAACCUCGCCAACGCCGAGGAAGAGCAAGAGAAGGGCGAGGAGCAAGCCGGCAACGGCAACGACAGUGGUGAGGCUGCGGCGACAGGGCAGCAGCAGCAGCAGCAAGAGGAGAAAGAUGAGGGCAAGGGCAGCAAGAAGACGCCCGUGAAGCGCAAGCUGCUGAGCCGCAAGAAGAAGGACGCAACCGCCGCCACCAAGCAACAGCAACAGGGUGGUGGUGGUGCGGAAGAGGGUGAGGAGGCAGACGGAUCGGAGCACAAGGCGGCGAGUGCUGGCGAGGGCUCUGGUGGGGACGAGGACCGGAAGGAGCAAGAGGGAAAGCCCAGCAAGCCCUCAAAGCUCAAGGACGUCACCAACAGCAACAGCAACAAGGCAAAGGCGAAGAUGGCCACCAAGAAGAAGAGUGUGACGGACGGACACAGCGACGGGAACGACAACGGCGACGAUGAGGAGCAGCAGGACGACGACGCGAACAAGGCAGGGAACAACAAGAGCAAGAAGACAAAGGCCGCCGCCAACACCGCCCCACGCAAGAAGCGCAAGAUUCUUGGUCAUGUCGUUCUCAGCGGACUCGAUGCGGCGGAUUUGGAUGUUGCGUAUGCGACGAUUGAGGCGCUGGGCGGGUUUGACAUUCUGCCUGCGUUUUCGGACGAGGUGACGCACGUUGUCUCUGGCGGCAAGCGCACGCUCAAGGUGCUGGAGGGCAUCACCCGCGGCUGCUGGGUCGUGUCGAUGGACUGGAUCCACGGCAGCAUGCAGGCUGGCCACUGGCUCGACGAGGACCAGUUUGAGCUCGCCGACACCUUCCCUGGCGUUGCCAUCUCCCGCCAGCGGCGGCAGGGGCUUGCCGCGUCCGCCACCACCAGCCCGCUCUUCCCAAAGAACGUCACCGUCUACAUUGGCGCACAAACGUCACCAAACCGCCAGUUUCUCCAGUCGCUCGUCACCCGCAGCGGCGGGCAGCUGUCGCGGAGUGCGCCUGCUGCGAGCAUUGUGGUUGGCCGGCCCGGGUGCAAAGGCGGGCCCGAUGCCGUGCGCGGCAAGGAGGUGGUCUCGGAGAAGUGGCUGCUCGACUGCAUCACACAGCAGGCGCCCGUGCCCACGGACAAGUACAGCGUGGACGUGGAGAAGCUCAUGGCAGAGCCCUGGGUUGCCCCCGCCCCCGACCAGGGCGCAGACGUCCUCGCACACCUGGAGGGCAUGGACGAGCAGCCAGACAACGCCAAUGGUGAGGGAGACGACGACGAUGACGACAAGGAUGACGGCGACGCAGCCCUCUCUGGUGGCGACGACGACGAAGACGACGAUGACGACGAGGACGAGGAUGGCAAGAAGAUGAAGAUGAAGAAGAAGAAGAAGGCGCCAGCGUCCCCAAAGAUGAAGAAGCCACAGCCACAAACCGCAAAGCCCAAGCCAACCGGCGUGCCGGCCGUCAAGGCUGUUGCAGCCGCGUGAAUGUCUUGUGCGUGUUGUUGUGGGAACACUACACGCACAUCUCUUCUGUUUCCAUCUUAACUGCUUUGCUUCCUUUUGCAAACCCAAAUAAACGGAAUUUUGUUGA
This is a messenger RNA of Salpingoeca rosetta, 2472 nucleotides long. RefSeq lists its product as uncharacterized. NCBI's taxonomy places the organism in Eukaryota, Choanoflagellata, Craspedida, Salpingoecidae. The coding region runs from base 192 to 2366 and encodes 724 amino acids. The transcript is spliced from 6 exons. The record is from RefSeq and is a predicted model, not a curated record. Gene Ontology annotation, biological process: mitotic cell cycle.